GGCUAUUAAAAGUCCGAUCGAUUGGAAUUCGGUCCUUUCACAUGAAUACCUUCCUAAUUCAGAAUUGGCAAAACGACAUCAAGGUACAUCGCUGGAUUUUUCCGAUGAUCGGGGUGUUAUUUUGAGACAUGCAAUUUCGAAAGAACAUUUCGAAACACCGAU
Messenger RNA from Scutellospora calospora, 162 nucleotides. NCBI's taxonomy places the organism in Eukaryota, Fungi, Glomeromycota, Glomeromycetes, Diversisporales, Gigasporaceae. The record is from the annotation of a GenBank genome assembly.